GCCCGAGUUCCGGCAGUGAAGACAUUGUUAUUUCGUGUAGCGCUCCUGAAAGCAGUGCAAAGACAGGGAGAGAGACACGCGGAAGUGAGUGGGACCUGUUGACUGAUGCUGUCAAACUUGAGUGAAGUGUCCAGUUUGGCACAGGUGUGUGAGAGAAGGCAGGAUGAAGAAGAAACGUUCUAAGAUGUCUGAGGAAGAUGAUACUCUUUGCUGCUGUGAGUACAUUAAUCACCAUGGAGAGAAAACUCAUAUACUGGCCAGUUGCUGUGACUGUGCAGAUCUGGAUGAAGCCUGUGACAGGUGCUUGAAGGGUAAAUCUGUCAGCCCACAGACCAUCGAACGAAUAACAGACACGAUUUCUGAUCGUUUGCGGAUUCCAUGGUUAUUAGGUACUGGUGCCAAGAAGAUCGAUAUCACAAUACUUCCGCCUCUUGUUUUCCUUCCAGUCUUCCUUCAUGUCGCGGCUCUUCACAUUGUCUUAGCUUUCAUAAUUUUGACAUCCUUACCAAUUCUAGUGCUUUGGUACUAUUACAUCACUCACCAGAAUAAAGGGCGCACUUUAUUUUUUCUUAGCCUUGGCCUCUUUUCUCUGGGCUACAUGUACUAUUUAUUUGUAACUGAAGUAAUGCCCAAAGGAAAUGUCAACUUUGCACACUUAAUUGUGCUCACUAGUGGUUUGGUAUUAACACUAGUGUGCUUAGCACAAGUCAAGAAAGAUCCAGGCUACCUCAGAACAGACAACACAACCACUCAAAUUAAAGAUGGUGAGACAAAAUACACUUCUUCAUACAGUUUGAACGGUACACACCAAGUUCAGCAGAAGGGCCAGGAUAUUCCCCCAAUAUUGAAUCUAUCUGGCCACAAUGGAAAGCUGCAGUUGGGACACCAAGAAUUGAACAAGAACUGGUGUGCAGUAUGCAAGAUUAUAAGACCACCUCGUUCAGGACAUUGUCGAAUCUGUGCAUCCUGUGUACAAAGGCUGGACCAUCAUUGUGUUUGGAUUAACAGCUGUGUAGGUGAAUCUAAUCACCGUGCAUUUAUUCUGACCCUCUUUGUUUUCCUCCUCACCUCAAUAUAUGGAAUCAGUUUGACUUUGGACACUAUAUGCCGAGGGAGAAGUAUUUUCACAGCUUUAUUCUAUUGUCCUGGAGUCUACCAUGACUACAGUGGAGCGGAAAAUGAUCAAAAGGAAGGGGUUGUCCUCGAUUAGAGUCCAAGAACUGGCAGGACUUCUGCGGUUCAAUGCAGAAGGACUCUGCAAAGAAAAGUGCGAGAAGAACAGUAAAGUUUGCCAAAUGAGUUCGGUCCAGGGUUUUGCACAUUGUCCACAGUUGAAACAACCUGUUAAGCUCUGUGUUAAUUAUUGCCUAGUUUCUCAAUCCUCUUCUCUCAUUUGUAAUACUAAGAUUCCUUCUAGCACAGUACUAAAAUAGAGUAGUAGGAGGUUUUAUGAUACCUUUACAGAUUUUUAAGUUGUGCAGACCACCACCCCAGUAGCUGCAAACUUAAAAUACUAUUUCCUUUUCCUCAGAAAAGGAAUUAAUUAAUUUGAACCUAUUUGUCCAAUUAUAAACUCAAGCUUAAAUGCAUAUUUUUGUUAGUUAUACACUCCAUCUCUGCAUUUGAGGUAUUAAAGCAUGAACCUUCUAGAUAAUUGUUUAGCAGUUUUUACUUAUUGAAAUAUUUGGUUAACUACUUUUGAUUGCAACUGUAAACUGCUGCGCCCUGAAUUUAACAUAAAUCAGGUAGUACUUAAUCUCUAAAAUCACGAUUUGAAAAACUAAGUAGACAGCAUGUAAUCUCCAAUGAGUAGUAAACAGCUUUGUUUUAUGUACUGUAAAAUGCAAGAUACAAUCUAAAAUCUAAUUUUACAAAGAAAGCAACUUCCCAAUUGAAAAUCAGGGAUACGCCUGAGUUAGUUUGGGACAGAGAAUGGUUUAUUGUGAACCCUAAAGAAAGCAAGGCCACUUUUUAGGGGUCAGAGAUAAUGGGAACUGCAGAUACUGGGGAAUCCAAAAUAACAAAGUGUGGAGCUGGAUGAACACAGCAGGCCAAGCAGCAACUUAGGAGCACAAAAGCUGAUG
This is a messenger RNA of Stegostoma tigrinum, 2084 nucleotides long. It is a transcript of the gene zdhhc23b, whose product is annotated as zinc finger DHHC-type palmitoyltransferase 23b. NCBI's taxonomy places the organism in Eukaryota, Metazoa, Chordata, Chondrichthyes, Orectolobiformes, Stegostomatidae. Bases 164 to 1210 code for a protein of 348 amino acids. Gene Ontology annotation, biological process: peptidyl-L-cysteine S-palmitoylation; protein targeting to membrane. Gene Ontology annotation, cellular component: endoplasmic reticulum; Golgi apparatus. The transcript is spliced from 5 exons. The record is from RefSeq and is a predicted model, not a curated record. Gene Ontology annotation, molecular function: protein-cysteine S-palmitoyltransferase activity.